AUGGCGUCCCCUAGAGGCCAGACCUGGGAACACGCUCCAGCUCCGAAGACUAUCGUAGAGGGCCUUAUCAGAGUUGCGACCGCAUGGGCGAAGGGGAAGAUACCAGGUCCGGUCCGGCAACGACACUGUCUCAAGUCCAGAAGUCCGGGCGAUAUGGACUGUCUGUAUUGCCUCUCGUGCAAGUUCAUCAGUAGCCCAGGGCUUUCCCUUCACCUUUACUACCAGCCGACAUCGUUGUCAUCCAUCUUCCCGCCAGGAGAGCUUCCCACGGCAGCAUCGUCACGAUCUGCUCCAUUUCUCCAACCGUCGACUCAUCAGCUAGCAAGACCCCUCUCGACCUCAGACAAUCGACCUAUACUGCAACUCUUGUUCUCCUCGACUCAGAGGAUACUCUCUGCAGAAGUGAAAACGUCGUCGUCAACCAUGUGGGAUCGUUUCGAUAACGAAAUCGUUAUCGAAACAGGCAUAAGCUCUUCGAGCACCGAGCGUGGUGGGCACGCCUUACUCCUUUCCUUGUCGCACGAGCGCCAGAAGACAGACCACCCCGUCAUCAUCUACGGCACCCCCAUUUCGAGCGCAAUCUCUCUGUCGAGACGUGAGCUCUCCGAGGGUCAGACAUCGUGGCCUGACGCUCCAGCGCCUAUCCUCGCUGUUGAAGCCCUCAUCACCAGCACCCUGUCGACAUCGUCAUCACCCAUGCUGCUUCGUAUCGGUGACCCUUCGAUCUAUGCGAUGCAAAGGCUUUACGAUACGAUUUCCUGCUUCGUCAUCAUCCAUGUAGUAUCGUUUCGAUAA
Molecule: messenger RNA, 795 nt
Organism: Zasmidium cellare ATCC 36951
Lineage: Eukaryota; Fungi; Ascomycota; Dothideomycetes; Mycosphaerellales; Mycosphaerellaceae
Exons: 2
Coding region: 1-795 (264 amino acids)
Source: RefSeq, a predicted model, not a curated record